AUGGUGUGGCCCGGCAGAGCCGAGGCGGCAGCGGCAGCUCGGGAACAGGCCCGGUUCCCUCUGCCCAGCUCAGCCGUGCCAGCCCCGCCAGGGAACCCCGCUGCACACACAGCCCCCGGCCAGCCCAGCCCCACACACAACCACAGAAUGAACCAGGAAAGCGUCGCUUUGAAACUGCCAACAUCCCGCAAAGCACCGCCGGGCAACGGCCUGGUGAGGGCCGGGCCAGGGCUGCCCUCAGGCCCGGCAGAGCCCGGCGGUGACAGCCCGAGGCCGUGCUGGGGCUGCCGCCGCUCCCUGCUCCCCCGGCACCCACGGCUCUCCAGGGCCUCGCUGGGGCGAUUCGUUCCCUUCCUGUGCUCCCUCCGGGGCCCGCCCGGGCAGCUCGGCCUCCGCCGCCCGCGGCAGGGCCGAGCCGGGAGCGGACGCGCGCCCUGCGGGGCAGCGGGGAAGCGGCGCCGGGCCCGGCCGAGCCCCCGCGCCGCGCUCGGUGCUAGGCCCGGAUCGCAUCCCCGGCGCGGCGUGGCCGGGCCCGCCGGCGGCCUUACCGCCUCCACGGCGUGCUGCAGGAUGGAGGUGAACUUGGAGAACAUCCUGUCCCGCGACUGCAGCAGCCGCUGCCGGGAGGACCUCGAGAGCUCCUCGAUGCGCCGCCGCCGCCGCUCCAGGGUGAGGGCUGCAUACGGGGGCCUGGCCGCGGGGAUCGGGCGGGCGGGCGCCGGCGCUGCCUCUCGCUCCCCGGCGGACACCGUGGCACUGACACCGCCGGCUGCGCGGCGGCGGCUGCCGAGGCUCCGGGUGUCCUGCAGAGGCCGCCACCCCCCGCACGCAGCUCGGCCCGGCUCUGCCCGCCCCGCUCCGCUCCGCCCGGCCCCGGCACUGCCAGCCGGGAGCGCCGCGUUCCCGCCCGGCCGGGCCGCUUGUGCCGGCCCCGGGGUGCGGCGGGGCGGGACGCGGGCGGUGCGCGGCUCUGCCGGGCUGCGAGCGGGCCGCUGCUGUGCCCUGAGCCAGCCUCCGCUUCUGCGGGCAACUCCCGGCAAGGGAAGUGAAUCACAGGGACAACCACUUAGACUGGAAAGAGCUCUGAGAUCAUCGAGUCCAACCUACGACCGUACACUACCAUGUCAACCAGAUCAUGGCACUGAGUGCCGUGUCCAGUUUUUCCUUAAACACCUCCGGGAUGCUGACUCCACCACCUCUCUGGGUAGUCCAUUCCAAUGUCUAAUCACCCUCUGUGUGAAGAAAUUCUUCCUAAUGGCUAACCCAAACCUCUCCUGACACAGCUUAAAAUUGUGUCGUCUUCUGCCACUGGUUGCCGGGGAGCAGAGUCUGACCCUACCUGGCUACAACCUUCUGCCAGGGAAUUACAGAGAAUGCACCUCAAUGCCCUUCCUGAACUGAGGAGCCCGGAGCUGGACGCGGCACUGGAGGUGUGGCCUCACUGGUGCUCCGUGCAGAGGGACACCCUGGUCCUGAGAUGGGCCAGGAUGCCAUCGGCCUGGUUUCCCACCUGGGCACACACUGUCUCAGGUGAGGGGAAGGGGUGUCCACCUGCACAGUCCCUGUGCCCAGAGGCUGCCAUCAGACUUCCACGAAGGUCUCUGGGGUCCCUCAGAAUUGUGAGGGUGGGGAGAUGGCUGCCUCCACCCUCCUGCCGGCAUGGCAUGGGUACGGAGCAACCCUGGCAUAUAUGGCAAAAGGCCCAGCUUGCCAUCUGCUGAGACAUUUUGGGUCUGUCAUUGUCCACAGGGAUGAUAAGAUCCUCAAGCAAAUAACUCUCCACAAAGCAGUGUAAGGGUGAUGAAAUCAGAAAGUCACUAAGUUGUGGAAUCACCAUCCCUG
Messenger RNA from Prinia subflava (tawny-flanked prinia), 1842 nucleotides. Its product is annotated as collagen alpha-1(I) chain. NCBI's taxonomy places the organism in Eukaryota, Metazoa, Chordata, Aves, Passeriformes, Cisticolidae. The transcript is spliced from 3 exons. The coding region runs from base 1 to 1278 and encodes 425 amino acids. The record is from RefSeq and is a predicted model, not a curated record.